CAGGAAACGCUGUUGAAUAGGGGCAAGUCCAACGUAAAACUUAGCUAUCGCACACUGUGGCACACUGUGCGCGAUGGGCAGGUCAGUCUUGAUGGUUGAUGUUAUCUGAUUCUGAAGUGAGCUUCACUUGAGCAUUCUCUGUAUGGCGGCCAAUCUCGAAUAAAAUAUUCUGCUCGCCUCAAACAAUUCGUUUGAUAAUUGCUAAUAAAUGAGGUUUAAAAUAUUAUAUGAAAAUAUCUUGCCUCAGCCCAAGCCAAAGCAGAGCCCUGUCUUGCAGCUCGGAGACACUCUCCAUCCACAGAUCUGUAUAUGAGCUGCUAUGGAUGCCCUCAUGGCACCUCCGCCACGCCCUAACCCGGACAUCGGAAACCCUGCUGCCGGGCCGGUUGGGGGAGAUGGAUCAAAAGCUCCAACAUACACCGUUCCUCCGAGGAGGUUGGGCGCUGUCGAGCAUCCCAUGAUUAUCAAAGACCUCGACAAGGGCAUGAAGACGCUCGGCCAGCCUCAUUCCUUCAAAACAGCGCUAUAUUCGGCCAGCCCUCAAGUCUCUGUUCCGCUAUAUUUCCGUCCGGACAACCCAACCGUGCGGCCUCUUACGUCUCACAAUGCUCGCACCCACAAUGUUAUCUUGAAGGUUACCGUUCCCAAGCGGACCGGCAGAAAACGGAAGCGAGGCAGUGAUGGCCCCUUUGAAGGCCGCGUCCACGAGGCUGACGGCGCCGAGGUUGCCUCUCAUGCCCCGGAAGACGUCCGGUCCAGGGAGAGGCUUGAUCAGCCAAAGGUUCUCCGGCGCAAGCUCAUCGAUAACGUCGAUAAAUACACGAUAGAGCCCGUCGGGGUAGUCACCAAUACUCAUAGAUACAGAGGAUCUGCCGACUUCCAGUACUCAAUGGGCAACUCCCGUUUCAUGAACAAUUUCGUCGACACCAUCCUCUCCGGCUCCGUUCCCAAGCUCCGGCAAUUUUCUCUCACACCCGGCGUUGACAGGCCGCCAAACAUUGAACUCAUCCCGCCUCCCUUCUUCACCCCUAUUUCCAUGCCCUUCCCCUACAAUUACAGCCAGAACCCCCACGUGCGGGAAGUCGGCGGCCGAUCCGCCGCCUCCGACACGGGCCUGCUCUCCGCCGGCGACGAGUUCGACAGUCUCGUCAACACCACCUCCAGGGCGCCGGCCGCGGGCUACUUCCUCGGGUGCCGGGAGUACCCCGUGCCCACGCGGCCGCGCUCCGAGCCGAACCUGGACGACCCGCAGAUCACGGCCAUCAUGGAGGAGCUGCGCCAGGCGAUGGAGGAGCGGCCCGUCUGGACGCGCCGCAGCAUGCUCAACCGCCUCAGCGUGUCCUUUGGCCACCUGCCGAAGCGCGGGGCCCUGGUGCGGUACUGCAUGAACUACGCCGGCUACCAGUUCAAGGGCGGGCCAUGGCGUGACGCGCUGGUGCGCUACGGCGUGGAUCCGCGCUCGGACCCGAAGUACCGCAUCUACCAGACGCUCAUAUUCAAGCUGCAUAAGACGCACGUCGGGACCAUAGGCAGGUCGUGGCAGUCGGUGAGGCGGGAGGAGUUUGCCAUGUCCAGCAACUUCGGCCGCAUCUGGCGCGGGAAGGGGAACGGGGAGAUCUCGAGCCGGAGUCACGAGUUUGACGGCGAGCAGUUCAGCACCGACGGCAAGGUCUGGCAGGUCUGCGACAUCACGGACCCGCUGCUGGCGAAGCUGUUCGCCGAGUCAGACGUGCUCCCGGCCUGCGAUCCCGAGGGCAGCGGGUUCUACCCGAGCCCCGUGUGGGCCAUCGCCAAGGGCAUCAUGAAGCGCAAGAUGCUGGCCAUCCGCUUCGGGCGGACGCUGGAGGACGACGCUUUCGGCGCGGCGCUCCGGGCCUGCAGGGAAGCGUGCCGGAACGAGGAGCCGGCCAAUACUAUCAGCGUGCCCUUGCCGGACCUGAACCUGACGCUCGAGGAGAAGUCGCAGGUCAGCGGCAGGCGGUUCAAGGGCAACCGAAGGAGGAAAUACCGCUCAUCCAAUAAGGUGAGGGCCGAGUAUUCCGUGCACAAGAUCAAGAUGCCAGGCAUGGGGAAAGUGACUGAGCUCGAAUCUCCGGUUGGCGACUCGGGCGAUGCGUCAGAGGGCUUGGGACCAGAUAGAGCCAAUGCUCAGGGAGUCCCAGGUGAAAUGCUCCCAGGGAGUGACGAGGGUGACGAGGGCGACGAGGAAGAGGAGAGGGAAGAGCUCCAAUCUGAGGGCGACAGUCUCCAGGACCUGCUGGAGAGUGAUGAGGACGAUAGUGCGAUCGACAGUGAGGAAGAAAGCGAGGUAGAUGAUGAUAUCGAGGAGGAUGAGGAGGGUGUCGAUGAGGAGGUUGGAAUGGAAUUUGGAGAUGAAGAUGGAGAAGAGGAAGAAGAAGAAGAGGAAGAGGAUGAAGAGGAUAAAGAUGAAGGGGCGAGGUUGGUGGGUGAGGAAGAGGAUGAUAUCGAAGAGGAAUAUAGCGACGAGGGUGGCUCGCUGCGUUCGGGUUUCGAUGACGAAGUCGAAGGUAUUCAAGAAAGCGACCUGGACGAGGAUCAAGAAACAGAUGGAGGAGAGGAAUGGGAGGUGGAAGGAUAUGAAGCUGUCGGCGGAGACGAGGACGAUGGCAGAGACCGGCCAGGCCUCGAGGUGGGCAACGGCGGGCAGCAGUGAACCUUGGCUGGCCUUUCACUUCAGGCAUCUACCAUCAAGGUGUUGGACCCGACAUUGUUGGUUGGGAGGGAACAGGCGUUCUACGGGCUGCAUUGGCAUCUAGACUUCUGAUACCCAUUAUCUUAGCUGCUAGUAGGUGACAUAUGGGGCGGUACCACAAACAACUGGGAUAGGCUGUUUCCGCGAGAUAUAGCAAUCGAGCCAGGUUAAGGCCCCUCCCCCCCUUGUGAUUGCGGGUCCUUGCAUACAGAUCUCACGACGCGGUUGACUGCAAGCAUAGGAGGAGACACAAUAUAAAUCAUGCAAGGCAAUAUGACGCCGAAGAGGCACAGGGUCUCCUCACUCCCAGGUAGCUUGCCUUCUCCUGACACCAAAGGUUAAAUCAAGUUCUUGAGUAUUGUUUUCGGAGCUGGGGGGGCUAGAAGACACAGGCUACCUAGUUGCUCGAUCUGGU
Phialemonium atrogriseum is the source of this 3128-nucleotide messenger RNA. Its product is annotated as tau 95 subunit of transcription factor. Gene Ontology annotation, cellular component: transcription factor TFIIIC complex. The transcript is spliced from 3 exons. Gene Ontology annotation, molecular function: RNA polymerase III type 1 promoter sequence-specific DNA binding; RNA polymerase III type 2 promoter sequence-specific DNA binding. Bases 320 to 2674 code for a protein of 784 amino acids. The record is from RefSeq and is a predicted model, not a curated record. NCBI's taxonomy places the organism in Eukaryota, Fungi, Ascomycota, Sordariomycetes, Cephalothecales, Cephalothecaceae. Gene Ontology annotation, biological process: transcription initiation at RNA polymerase III promoter.